AUGACGAUCCAACCCGUGUCCGGGUCAUAUUACAUCUAUGCACCCACAAAGGGCGUCUCCAUUGUCUUCGCUGUCUUGUUUGCCAUCUCUGGGGGCCUACACAUCUGGCAAAAUAACCUCAAAUACAAAUCUUGGCGCAUCGGAAUGUUGCUGCCAUGGGCCGCCCUACUCUUUGUCGUCGGAUUUUCCAUGCGCGAAUAUGGAGCCUAUCACUAUGACAAUAUGGCUCUGUUCAUCACUAGUACGGUCCUCCUCUUCGUCGCACCCCCUGUCUACCAAGGUGCCAACUAUUUUAUCUUCGGACGAAUCCUCUACUACUUGCCUUAUCACUCUAUUAUCCACCCAGGUCGAGUGUGGACAACAUUUAUUGCACUGGAUACCAUCGAUGGGAUUCUUGCAGGCAACGGAGCUGCAUAUGCUGCCAAUCCAGAGAACAGUCCAGGACAAAUACAGACCGGCGUGAUCUUGGUCAAGGUUUCACUGUUUCUUCUCUUGGCUAUGUUCCUUGCCUUUGUUUACCUGAUCAUUCUCUUUCAUCGGCGGUGUCGAGCCGCAGGUGUCUUGAAUUACAAAGCGAAGGUCAUUAUCUAUGAGCUCUACCUAUCCAGCUUCCUGAUCCUCACUCGCAACGUUUUCCGCACGGCUGCGUUCUUCUACUCUUGGGACUCGGUCGCUAACGGCAAAGAGUGGCCUUUCUGGGUCUUCGAGGCCGUCCCCAUGCUGCUCAACACUUUCCUCCUGAAUAUCUAUCCUCCAGCCAAGUAUCUGCCAAGGAGUUAUAAGACUUACCUUGCCAUGGAUGGGAAGACGGAGAUUGAAGGACCCGGAAUGGUCGACAAGAGACCCUUCUUUCAUUCGCUGUUGGACCCCUUUGAUAUCGGGGGUUUAAUUUCUGGAAAAGACAAUAAGAAUAAAUUCUGGGAGAAGGAUGGCAUUGGUGGCCCCCGGGAAGGAGAGGGAGGAGGCGCCAUCGAGCGCCACGUCACCUCAUCCGUCGAAGGGGAAAGUCUGAGCAAAAGGUGA
Molecule: messenger RNA, 1023 nt
Organism: Exophiala aquamarina CBS 119918
Lineage: Eukaryota; Fungi; Ascomycota; Eurotiomycetes; Chaetothyriales; Herpotrichiellaceae
Exons: 1
Coding region: 1-1023 (340 amino acids)
Cellular component (GO): membrane
Source: RefSeq, a predicted model, not a curated record